Molecule: messenger RNA, 1740 nt
Organism: Nestor notabilis (Kea)
Lineage: Eukaryota; Metazoa; Chordata; Aves; Psittaciformes; Psittacidae
Gene: NUAK1
Product: NUAK family, SNF1-like kinase, 1
Exons: 6
Coding region: 43-1740 (565 amino acids)
Biological process (GO): intracellular signal transduction; microtubule cytoskeleton organization; protein phosphorylation
Cellular component (GO): cytoplasm
Molecular function (GO): tau-protein kinase activity; protein serine/threonine kinase activity; ATP binding
Source: RefSeq, a predicted model, not a curated record
AUAAAAUCCAUUCGUAAGGACAAAAUUAAGGAUGAACAAGAUAUGGUUCACAUCAGACGGGAGAUUGAGAUCAUGUCAUCCCUCAGCCACCCUCAUAUCAUCACCAUAUAUGAAGUGUUUGAAAAUAAAGAUAAGAUUGUGAUCAUCAUGGAGUAUGCAAGCAAAGGAGAGUUGUAUGAUUACAUCAGUGAGAGGCGACGAUUAAGCGAGAGAGAGACCAGACACUUCUUUCGGCAAAUAGUCUCUGCUGUACAUUACUGCCACAAGAAUGGUGUUGUCCACAGGGACCUAAAAUUGGAAAACAUCCUUCUUGAUGACAAUUUUAAUAUUAAGAUUGCUGAUUUUGGACUCUCCAACCUUUACCACAAAGACAAGUUUCUGCAGACCUUUUGUGGAAGCCCACUGUAUGCUUCCCCUGAAAUAGUUAAUGGACGACCUUACAGAGGCCCAGAGGUUGACAGCUGGGCCCUUGGUGUAUUGCUUUACACCCUGGUUUAUGGAACGAUGCCCUUUGAUGGCUUCGAUCACAAAAAUCUCAUCAGGCAGAUCAGCAGUGGAGAGUAUCGUGAGCCAACACAGACCUCAGAUGCUCGUGGUCUUAUCAGAUGGAUGCUGAUGGUGAACCCUGAACGUCGAGCAACUAUUGAAGACAUUGCCAACCACUGGUGGGUGAACUGGGGCUACAAGAGUAGUGUUUGUGACUGUGAUGCUAUGAGGGACUCCGAGUCCCCAUUGCUGGCAAGGUUCAUUGAUUGGCAUCACCGUUCUACUGGCCUCCAACCAGAGACUGAUACCAAACUGAAGUGCCUUUCUAAGCCCAAAGUUCCUGAAGUCACACUAGAGAGACAAAGGUCUCUGAAAAAAUCAAAAAAGGAAAAUGACAUUGCACAGUCCAUCCAGGAAGGAGGAGCUGAAAACGCAUCCAAACCCACCUCCAAGAGACCCAAAGGCAUCCUGAAGAAAAGGAGCAACAGUGAACAUCGAUCUCACAGUGCAGGUUUCAUUGAAGGAGUGGUCAGCCCAGGGUUACCCUCUGCUUUUAAGCUGGAGCAAGAGUUGUGUAGGACUGGCAUAGCCAUUAAAAGUGUUGUGGAGGGAGAGGUAGCGGGUAAAUAUGGCACUAAGCAGUCUUCACUAAUGCCAAAAAAAGGGAUAUUAAAGAAGACUCAACAGAGGGAGUCUGGCUAUUACUCUUCUCCAGAACGAAGUGAAUCUUCUGAACUCUUGGACAAUAAUGAUGAGACAGUAAAUAGUGACACAUCUCCGGGGGUCACUGAGCCAUCCAGAAAUGGGUCUUACAGCCAUUCCUGCAGGCGUAAGGGCAUCUUGAAACAUAACAGCAAGUAUUCUACCAGCAGCACUGAAUCUGCUUUGAUUAGCCCUGACACACCAACGCUGGAGGCCAUGGAAGAAGUGGUCCUGCCUGGGGACGCAUUACCUCGAAGUUACAGUCGCCCCUCCAGCGUGAUCAGCGAUGACAGUAUUUUGUCCAGUGACUCCUUUGAUUUGCUGGAUUUGCAAGAGAACAGGCCAAACAGACAGAGGAUACGGAGCUGUGUCUCUGCUGAAAAUUUCCUGCAGAUCCAAGACUUCGAAGGACUUCAGAACCGACCACGGCCACAGUAUCUAAAGCGUUAUCGCAACCGUCUGGGGGACAGCAGUUUUUCCCUUCUCACAGACAUGGAUGAUGUGACUCAGGUCUACAAGAAAGCCCUAGAGAUCUGCAACAAGCUCAACUAG